Messenger RNA from Exophiala spinifera, 1293 nucleotides. RefSeq lists its product as uncharacterized. Gene Ontology annotation, biological process: glycerol-3-phosphate catabolic process; carbohydrate metabolic process. The record is from RefSeq and is a predicted model, not a curated record. Lineage: Eukaryota; Fungi; Ascomycota; Eurotiomycetes; Chaetothyriales; Herpotrichiellaceae. The transcript has 2 exons. Gene Ontology annotation, molecular function: glycerol-3-phosphate dehydrogenase [NAD(P)+] activity; NAD binding. Gene Ontology annotation, cellular component: nucleus; glycerol-3-phosphate dehydrogenase (FAD) complex; cytosol. Bases 1 to 1293 code for a protein of 430 amino acids.
AUGGACGGGCUGCGAGCCAAAAUGUCGGCUCUCACGCCGUUCGCAAAGAAGCACAAGGUCACCGUCAUCGGUUCCGGCAACUGGGGCUCCACGAUUGGCAAGAUGGUCGCUGAAAAUACCGCCGAACAUCCUGAGCUUUUCGAGCGAGACGUCCAGAUGUGGGUGUACGAAGAACAGGUUGAGGUGGACAAGAAGUCAAAAUUCUACAAUGAAUCCCACGAACUGUGCAAAGGCCCGCAGAACCUCACUACCAUCAUCAACACCUUCCACGAGAACGUUAAAUACCUCCCAGAUAUCGCCCUACCACACAACCUCGUCGCAAACCCUUCCCUCACAGACGCCGUCAAAAACUCGUCCAUCCUCAUCUUCAACCUCCCCCACCAGUUCAUCCUCAAUCUCUGCAAACAACUGCGAGGCCAUAUUCUCCCCUUUGCCCGAGGCAUUUCCUGUAUAAAAGGUGUCAACGUGAAGGAGUCGUCCAUCAGCCUGUUCUCUGAGACCAUUGGCGAAGAGCUGGGAAUAUACUGCGGUGCUCUGUCCGGUGCAAACAUAGCAAAGGAGAUCGCGGCAGAGAAGUUCUCCGAGACAACCAUCGCCUACGAUCCACCAUUGGUAGACUCACAAGCACCGACCCCGGCUACAUCUCAAGGUCCGAGUCCGGCAUCGAGUCAUGUGGAUUUGAAAAAGCUCGCCCACAAGGAUGCUUCUGGCCAGCCGUCCAAAGUCAAACUGAAGCCACUCCCGGCAGAGUACCAACCAAUCGACCAGGAUACCAUCAAGAAGCUAUUUCACCGGCGAUACUUCCAUGUUCGAGUCGUCUCGGACGUGGCUGGAGUGUCACUUGGUGGUGCUUUGAAGAAUAUCAUUGCCGUGGCCGCCGGAUGGGUAGAUGGUCUCGGCUGGGGUGACAACGCCAAAGCUGCAGUGAUGCGGGUUGGACUACUGGAGAUGAGAGAAUUCGGCAACCGAUUCUUUCCACAUACCGUACAUCCAGACACAUUCACCGUUGAAUCUGCCGGUGUUGCGGACCUAAUCACGACUUGUUCGGGCGGACGAAAUCAUCGAUGCGCAAAAUUGAGUAUCAUGGAGGGCAAAUCAAUUGAAGAGAUCGAGGCUAGAGAACUCAACGGCCAGAAGCUCCAGGGUGCGAUGACGGCUCAUGAGGUGCAUACCUUUCUCAAGAGUCAGAAUGCAGAGAAGGACUUUCCGCUGAUGACGGCCGUACACAAUAUUUUGGUGGGGAAGGAAAAGGCUGAGAACAUACCUGAUCUUAUUGAACCAGAGGAUGAGUAA